Cryptomeria japonica (Japanese cedar) is the source of this 1374-nucleotide messenger RNA. Its product is annotated as GDT1-like protein 4. The transcript is spliced from 11 exons. The record is from RefSeq and is a predicted model, not a curated record. The coding region runs from base 245 to 1135 and encodes 296 amino acids. Gene Ontology annotation, biological process: calcium ion transmembrane transport; manganese ion transmembrane transport; Golgi calcium ion homeostasis. Lineage: Eukaryota; Viridiplantae; Streptophyta; Pinopsida; Cupressales; Cupressaceae. Gene Ontology annotation, molecular function: calcium ion transmembrane transporter activity; manganese ion transmembrane transporter activity. Gene Ontology annotation, cellular component: Golgi apparatus.
GGUCCAUACUUUUAAAACGUUCUCAUUAUAUGAUACAUGAGAAAUAACCUCCAUGAAACCGGGUGCACGUGACGUGCUUUGCGGACAGUCGGAGCGAAUAAAAUAUUUACAGAAAAGAAAAAUAUUGUAGCAUAAUUCCAGAAUGCAAAACAAAAUAUCAUAAAGUUCUUCAAAAUCUGAGGUGCACGGCGGCCUUGCACUUCCAGAGAUUUUUGGUUUCAGAAGCUCUGAAUCCGGACUUAAUAUGGCUAGCCGUUGCAAACCUCAUAUGUGGUGUGUCUUUGGUUUGGUGAUUUUGAUGAGCUUGACAAUAAUUUUAACUGCGUCUGCUCAGCUAACAGAAACUGAAACGGUCACAGAAGGGAACCUGUCAAAUGACCCGACAAAGAUGAAAUGGCGAAAGGCCCAGUUGGAUAUAGACACUAUGCAAAAGGACUCAAUAGUGGAGAAGCCAGAUAUAAUAAGUAAUGGUGCUUCGGAGUCCACUGGACUUGGUGUUUUUGAUGGUUUUUUUGCAAGUUUGUCCAUGAUCAUUGUUAGUGAGAUUGGAGAUGAGACUUUCAUUAUUGCUGCACUCAUGGCGAUGCGUCAUCCAAAAUCCAUUGUUUUGUCUGGUGCUCUUAGUGCACUUAUUGUUAUGACUGUGCUAUCAACUGGAUUAGGGCGAAUAGUUCCAAAUUUGAUCUCAAGGAAGCACACAAAUAGUGCUGCUACAGUUUUAUAUGCUUUUUUUGGCUUGCGUUUACUUUAUAUAGCCUGGAGGUCAGACAAAAAGAAUUCACAGAAAAAAGAGAUGGAGGAGGUGGAAGAAAAGCUCGAAACAGGCCAAGGAAAGACAACAUUCAGACGUUUUUUAUCAAGGUUUUGCACACCAAUUUUCUUGGAGUCAUUUAUUUUGACAUUUUUGGCCGAGUGGGGAGAUCGUAGCCAAAUAGCAACAAUUGCACUGGCUACUCAUAAGAAUGCAGUUGGAGUUGCUGUUGGUGCAACACUGGGCCACACAAUAUGCACUACUGUUGCAGUUAUUGGGGGAAGUAUGUUGGCAUCCAAAAUUUCGCAAGGGACUGUUGCUACUGUUGGAGGAUUGCUCUUUCUUUGCUUUUCAUUAAGUUCUUACUUUUACCCUCCCAUGUAAAUUAAUCUCGUGUAAGGUAACUUUACAUUUUCCCUUGCCCAAAGAUUCAUUAAUUCUUUUGUGUCAGUUUUGUAAACGAGGAAUGUAACUCGUUCACUUCCUUUUUGUUUUCCAAAUGUCAUGGCUUCUUGCCAUUCAAAUCAUUCUUUUGGAUGGACAGAAAAGAAUGCUGUAUAAUUGUAAUAGAAAGAUGGAACUUAUUCUGAGAAGAAUGCAACAAGAGUUUUUCGUUUUAUGAA